Molecule: messenger RNA, 639 nt
Organism: Trifolium pratense (red clover)
Lineage: Eukaryota; Viridiplantae; Streptophyta; Magnoliopsida; Fabales; Fabaceae
Exons: 1
Coding region: 1-639 (212 amino acids)
Source: RefSeq, a predicted model, not a curated record
AUGCCUAGUUUUAUGCAACGUUAUAUUGAAGCUAUCACUAAUGUCAAGGGUGACGGUAAUUGCGGAUACCGUGUCAUUGCCUUGGACAGCAGAAAUAAUGAACAUGAUUUUCAGUUAAUUAAGGAUGACAUGCUUAAUGAGUUGAUGUUGCAUGAGGAUGAUUAUUUGAAUAUAUAUGGGGAUGAGAAGCGUUUGACUUAUAUAACACAAGCGUUGUUACCGUCUAAGAGAAAGACUAGACACGGUGGUGUUGCAUUGAUUGAAAAAUGGUUCACGUUCCCGGAUAUGGGACACACCGCAGCUUCUAUUUUAAAUAGAGUUGUGGUAAAUCUAACAAAACAUGGAGAUUGUGUGACAUUUUUCCCGCUGCGUGGCAGCACACCGGAAGACCCUUCUUCGCAUAUUGUUUGCCUUGGUUCGAUUCCCGGCCAUUAUUUCUAUGUGAAGUUGAAAGACGGAUGUCCGAUACCUCUGAUGUGUCCUCAGUGGAGGAAGCAUUGUUCUCCAGAGGCUGCUGCAUGGGAGUCAUAUAUUUUGGAUCGCCAGACCAAGUUUCAUGAACUUAUGAAAGCUGAAAUAGGCGACAACAAGACGAACAUCGGAGUUGGUUCUAAGUUUGAUGAUCCGUUAGUGCUUUAA